ACCGCGUGUGUGUUUAGAUUUUGAGCACACCUACACCUGCCGGGUUUCUAUCAAAUUUAAAGAUCUUAGUUGCUCACUAUUAUCGCUUGAAAUAUUAAGAAUUUUGCGUGAUUAUCUUCAAAUAUUUCAUAAAUUAUGGGUAGAAAAUGGAACAAGAAAGGAAAGACCAACUCAAAACCCGAAACCGAGGAGGGUAAACUGAGUAAAGUUGAUAAGCCAAAGCGAGAGCGCACUGCUGAUGGUGGCUACAUUGUAGCAAAAAAGGAAAAUAAGGACUUCGAAACAUUUUAUAAGAAACAGGAGCUUGUGAGUGAUGAGGAAUGGCCUGCAUUUAUGAGCAGCUUGGUAAGCAGUCUGCCUGCAGCCUUCAGAAUUACUGGAAACUCAACACAAGCUGAAGCACUCCGGGAAAUCUUGAUCAAUGAUUACUUCAAGCCUCUAGAGAAUCUUUCUCCUGAAGAACUUAUUUCUACAAGCAAAAACUCUAAAUCAAAUUCAGAAAAUAUUAAUACCUCAAAUGGCAAUAAAGAGUCAGAAACUCUUUCAGACAGCAAAAAUGUUACUGCAAACUCAACUUUGGAAAUGACUGACAGUGAAGCAGGAAUGGAAGAGCCAGUGAAGCCUUUGCAGCCAGUAUGCUUAUCUUGGUACCCGCGAGGUCUGGCUUACCAACUGAACUUAUCACGACGAGACAUAAGGCGUAGUGAGGCAUACUGGCGCCUGCACCAGUGCCUCAUAUCUGAGACUGACACUGGCAACAUCAGCAGGCAGGAGGCUGUGAGCAUGAUACCUCCGCUGCUGCUCGAUGUCCAGCCUCACCAUAAGGUGUUAGACAUGUGUGCCGCCCCUGGCAGCAAGACGGCUCAGAUAAUUGAGCAGCUGCACAGCUCCCCAGACGCCCUGCGAGGAGCCAUCCCCACAGGUGUGGUGGUUGCCAACGACUCGGACAACAAGCGCUGCUACCUCCUCACUCAUCAGGCCAAGCGCCUGCAGAGUCCUUGUAUCAUCAUCACUAACCACGACGCUGCAUUCAUGCCCAACAUGUUUUACACCAAAAAUGAUGGUAGCACCGGCAAGCUCAAGUACGACCGCAUCCUGUGUGAUGUCCCGUGUUCUGGUGAUGGCACCCUGCGCAAGAACUGCGAUGUGUGGGGCAAAUGGAACCCCGUCAACGGGGCUAACCUGCACGGUCUGCAGCUUCGUAUAGCUCGUCGGGGCCUGGAGCUGCUGGCGGUUGGUGGCCGCAUGGUGUACUCCACUUGCUCCAUGAGCCCCAUGGAGGACGAGGCGGUCAUGCAGCGGCUCCUGCUCGAGACCGAGGGCGCCGUGUCGCUCGUCGACUGUACGGGGGCUCUGCCUGGCCUUAAGUACCGUAAAGGCCUGACGAAGUGGUGCGUGAUGAGCAAGGACAUGGAGGUGAUACCCAGCGCUGCCGACAUACCCCUCAAGUGGACCAACGUGUACCACAAGCAUCUCUUCCCUGUGGACCAGGACCUCGGUCUUGACAGAUGCCUACGCCUGCUGCCUCACCAGCAGGACACCGGGGGCUUCUUCGUGGCAGUGCUGCAGAAGAACGCGCCGCUGCCCGGCGAGCGUCAGGACAGCGCAGAGGCUCUGGCGCCACAGCAGCUGUCGCAGCGUGUCAAGCCCCAGUCGAGGAAGCGGCGCAGGGAUGGCUACAGGGAAGAGCCUUACUUCUACAUGAGCGACUCCAUCGCCCAGUGGGAGGCUGCCAGGGGUACCACGCCCUCUAUAAUUUCUUCAGAACCACGUGCAGCAACUGCUUCAGUUGAGCCACAAGCUCAAGAACAAACUAAUUCAGUUGAUGGCAAGCUGAAACCUACAACCCAAGAAACUCAACUUUCCGAAAGUGAAAAAAACCAUUGCAAGAUUGAUAAAGUUUCGGUACCUGACGGAAAACCUGUUGUUUCUGCUGGUGGAACUGACGGUGAACUGAUUACUGCUGGUGGAACUGACAGUGAACCGACUACUGCUGGUGGAACUGACAGUGAACCGGUUACUGCUGGUGAAACUGACGGAAAACCGGUUACUGCUGGUGGAACUGACGGUAAACUGGUUACUGCUAACCACGAACCAACAGAAGACAACAAAAUAUCUUCGGUAGAACCCGAAUCGACCUCCAGGGACCAAGACCGCAAAGAUUCUUCAUCAAGUGCAAAGACCGCGGCUCCCACGAAGCUGGCUCCUGAAGUGGACGACCUGCGCAUCUGGUCGACGAUCUCGCCCUUCUUCGGGCUACGGACGGACAUCCCUGAGGCCUCCUACAGGAACUUUAUGACUCGCAGCCGUGAGGGCAAGAGGAGGAACCUAUACUUCACCAACGCCCUCGUCAGGGACCUCAUUACCCGCAACCAGGACCGCAUGAAGAUAAUCAACACGGGCGUGAAGGUGCUGGUGCGGGUAGACAACAAGGGGACCUCGUGCGAUUUCCGACUGGCUCAGGAGGGGGUGCAGUCGCUGGUGCCGCUGCUGACGAAGCGUCGUGUGGUGGUGACGAAGGAGGACCUCUUGACGCUUCUUAACGACGAUGACAAUGACACGCCACCUGACCUCGCCACCAUGUCUGCUGGGUGCCAGCGCUCUGUUAGUGACAUGGAGACGGGCAGCGUCCUGCUGGAGUACGCGGGUGACCCCAGCGCUCAGGGGGACAGUCCCGCUGACCCUCUGCCACGCCGCACUCUCAAGAUGGAGCUGGUGGGGUGGAAGGGCAAGUCGAGCAUCCGCUGCUACGUUGCCCGCAACGACCGCGUCCACUACCUCCGUCUGCUGGGGGCGGACACGUCGCGCUUCUUGAAGAACAAAUUCCUCGACACCCACGUGGGGGGCGUGCGCCAGGGGGACCAGACCGGGGACGAGGACGCCAUGGGGAGUGGGGACGUGAUGUCAAAGACGGAUGGGGACGAGGAUGUCGUGGGGAGUGGGGACGUGAUCCCCAAGACGGAUGAGGACUUAGGAGACCAUAAGAACGGCGGGGCUUUGGAAAGUCCCAAAAGCAACGUUUCAAAGAAGCCCAAGCUUGAUGAAGUUGAUCAGAUGGAGACAACUUAGUUCCUAAUUAUUGCAUGAGAUUGUCUUGAGAGGAGAGAUACUAAAAACUGGCUUUUUA
Molecule: messenger RNA, 3127 nt
Organism: Hyalella azteca
Lineage: Eukaryota; Metazoa; Arthropoda; Malacostraca; Amphipoda; Hyalellidae
Gene: Nsun2
Product: RNA cytosine-C(5)-methyltransferase NSUN2
Exons: 14
Coding region: 136-3069 (977 amino acids)
Biological process (GO): tRNA methylation
Cellular component (GO): nucleus; cytoplasm
Molecular function (GO): tRNA binding; tRNA (cytidine-N5)-methyltransferase activity
Source: RefSeq, a predicted model, not a curated record